Molecule: messenger RNA, 1360 nt
Organism: Micromonas commoda
Lineage: Eukaryota; Viridiplantae; Chlorophyta; Mamiellophyceae; Mamiellales; Mamiellaceae
Product: actin superfamily
Exons: 2
Coding region: 1-1302 (433 amino acids)
Biological process (GO): regulation of transcription by RNA polymerase II
Cellular component (GO): NuA4 histone acetyltransferase complex; SWI/SNF complex
Molecular function (GO): chromatin binding
Source: RefSeq, a predicted model, not a curated record
AUGUACGGAGGAGAUGAGGUGUCGGCCAUCGUGGUGGACCUGGGGUCGUCCACCGUGAAGGCGGGCUACGCCGGCGAGGACACCCCCAAGGCGGUCUUCCCGUCCACCGUGGGGUGGCUCGCCAAGGACCAGGAGUCCGCCGGGAAGAAGGACGGCGGGGACGUGGAGAUGAAGGAUGCGGGCGACGGCAAGACGUACUUCGUCAACGACAUGUCCUACCGCCGCGAUCACAUGGAACUCGCGUCGCCGUUCAACGACGAGGGGCUCCUCGAGGACUGGGACGUGGUGGAGGCCAUCUGGGCGCACACCCUGCGCAAGCGCCUCGUCGUCGAGCCCAAUGAGCACCCCAUCCUCAUGGGCGAACCCGUGCACACCACCCGCGAGGGCCGCGAGAAGAUGGUCGAGCUCCUCUUCGAGAAGCACAACCCGCCCGCGGUGUUCCUCGCCAAGAACCCGGUGCUCACGUCCUUCGCGUCCGGCCGCGCGACGUCCAUGGUCAUCGACUGCGGCGGAUCCGGCACCACCGUCGCGGCUGUGCACGACGGCUACGCGCUGCAAAAGGCUGUGACCCGAUCGCCCCUCGGCGGCGACGCCAUCACCGACGUCAUCCUCAAGCACCUCGAGAAGAAGAAGAAGACGCCGGUCAAGCCGAGGUACGAGUUCAAGCGCACCGCGAGGGCGGACGGGGAGACCUUCGACGUGACCGACGUCAAGUGCCCGGACGUCGCCGCGUCCUACAGGCUGUUCAAGCAGCGCGAGAUUGCGGCGGAUCUCAAGGAGACGGUGUGCAGGCUGAGCGACACCGCGUACAGCGAAGCGGAGAACCAGAACAUGCCCUCGAUGCAGUACGAGCUUCCCGACGGUAACGUCAUCGACGUGGGCGUCGAGCGGUACAAGAUCCCCGAGCUCCUCUUCCAGCCCGACCUGAUCAACGGCUUCGGCCUCGGCGCCGACGCGCCCGCCGGCGUCAAGGACGCCAAGGGCCUGUCGCAGCUGGUGCUGGACAACAUCAACAGGUGCGACGUGGACGUUCGCAAGGAUCUGUUCGGCGGGAUGCUCCUCGCGGGAGGGGGCUCGCUGUUCCCGCAGCUGAGGGAGCGGCUGGAGGCGGAGCUGCACGACGCGGCGCCCACCAACGUGAGGGUGAAGGUGACGGCGUCGCAAAACGCGGUGGAGCGCAAGUUUGCCACCUGGAUCGGCGGGUCCAUCCUCGCGUCGCUCGGCUCGUUCCAGCAGAUGUGGAUGAGCAAGCAGGAGUACGAGGAGCACGGCGCGAACUUGGUGCACCGCAAGUGCCCGUGAUGAUCACCGGGCGGGGGUUGGGAUAGUCUGUAAUGUGAUGAUGGAUAGACGACACUCG